GAAAUAAUAUUUUUUUCUUAGACAAAUUGUAUCUUCUCUGUGUAAUAAAAUCCAGAUGGUUUCAGUGUAUCAGUUUUGUAGCCAAUCACCGUCUCCGCGACCUCCCACAUCCCUCCCGUUAAACUCCGUCAGGGCGCGGGUCCGUAACUUCCCAACUUCACUACCAACAUCCCAGCGAUUCUCAUUCAUACGAGUCCGCUCCCAGUUUACACGAGCUGAAUGUGUAUCUGCUGAUGAAAAUGACGUGGGAUAAAAUAGCGGUUUUCUUUCUGAAACUAUCCUGGACACUUUAUCAUGUUACAGCCAUUGAAAGACAAGACAUGUAUCCAUACGGGCUGUUUUACGGCGAUGUUACUCUGCAGGAAGGAGACGAUGAGACCUCCAAAGUGAUCUAUCUCACCAAACCUAUGUACUUCUAUGAGUCGUCCUUCGACAAUUUAUAUGUGGCCACCAAUGGAAUCAUCUCAACUCAGGAUCUUCCCAUGGAGAAACAGUACGUGGACGACGGCUUCCCCACUGACUUCCCUGUCAUCGCCCCCUUCCUGGCUGACAUUGACACCAGUAAGGGAAAAGGAUUCAUCUACUACAGGCAGACGGAGUCCCCUACCGUGCUUGAGCGGGCGGAGGCGGAUGUGAAGAAAGGCUUUCCAGACGCAGUCUUCACCCCUAGCCAUGCCUUUAUCGCCACCUGGGUGAAUGUGUCCGCAUAUGAGGAAGUUUCCCGCAGCUCUAGUCCAUCCAAUCGGGUGAACACGUUCCAAGUGGUUAUUGCAUACAAUGAGAAAGAUACAUACGCUCUCUUCCUGUACCCAGAAGAUGGAUUGCAGUUUUAUGGGACUCGACCUAAAGAAUCAUACAACGUUGAAAUUGAGCUUCCAGCACGUGUGGGGUUCAGCAGAGGAGAGCUCUCCUUCUUAUUUUUCUCACGAACGGAGGGUCCUUACUACAGCGUCACCACCAAUGAGCAGUCCAUCAAGAACCUUUAUCAGAUAGGAAAUACAGGAAUGCCAGGAGUUUGGCUCUUCCACAUUGGAAACAGAGACUCCUUCCAGAAUGUUGUUUCUCCACAUCAUGAGGCAGUUUCAUCCAAAGCUCCCCCCGUUUUGGAUCCAGAGUUCCCCGAUGAAGAGUACACAGAUGAGGAUGAGGAGGAAUACCAUCCAGACUUCCAGGACCCCACUACAACAGAAUUUAUUGAGCCAGAGCGGGACACAUCUUUAUUGGAAGAUCUCAACCAGCAGACAUCACUUGAUAAUUCUCAUCUUGAGCCUUCAGUAUCUGGUCCAGAAGAUGUCCCCGAGCCGGAGCACCAUAAUUUACCCUCGGAGGACGUGACCCAGCCGCAGCGGCCGCAUCCAAAACAUGCAAUCCUGCAGGUGUACCCAAACCGUGUGAAGGAUGUCCCACCACACACCUCUGGUGUUCAAGUAUUCAGUGUUGAUGAGAAAGUCGACUUUGAGACUGGAGUGAUCCAGUAUUCCACUGAUAAUAAGGAGACCUGCGAACGCUUCCAAACGCAGUGUAGUCAGAACGCACAUUGUACAGAUUUUUCUACUGGUUUCUGCUGUGAAUGCAACUCAGGAUUCUAUGGGAAUGGUCGCCAUUGCCUGCCAAACGGUGCACCUCAUCGAGUGAACGGAAAGGUCAGGGGGACUUUAACGGUGGGCGGCACUCCGGUGCAGCUGGACAGUAUCGACCUGCACGCUUACAUCGUGGUGGGUGAUGGACGGGCGUACACCGCAAUCAGUGAGGUCCCAGAGCCGGUCGGGUGGGCCCUCAUGCCCGUAGCCCCCAUCGGAGGUCUGUUCGGUUGGCUAUUUGCCCUGGAGCUGCCUAACAGCCAUAAUGGCUUCAGUAUCACCGGUGCUGAAUUUACUCGCCGAGCCGAUGUGACCUUCUAUCCCGGUAACCAGCGGCUCAGUAUCGUCCAGACGGCCAUGGGUUUGGACACCCAGAAUUACCUCAACGUGGACACUCAUUUAGAGGGCAGCGUACCCUUCAUCCCUCCUGAUUCCACCGUGCAAAUGGAGCCAUUUAAAGACACCUACCAGUAUUACCCUUCAUUGAUAACCUCCACGUCGGCGCGUGAGUUUACAGUCGUGUCUGCAGAGAAUGGAGCAGAGACCUUUACUCUCCAGAUCAAACAGAACGUCACAUACAGAGAUUGCACUCACGGACCACGCAGCAAUCUCGAAACGCAGGAGUUGAGAAUCGAGCGCAUAUUUGCAUUGUUCGCCAAAGAGGAGCGCAUCCUUCGAUAUGCUAUAACCAACAAGAUCGGUCCUGUGGGAGCUGGAGACCCAGAGCCAGAAAACUUAAACCCCUGUUACACUGGAAAUCAUGAUUGUGAUACAACAGCGCAGUGCGUGCCAGGCGAUGGACAGGUGUUCACGUGCCAAUGCGCCACAGGUUACAGAGGAGACGGUCGCAACUGUUACGAUAUCGAUGAGUGUGCAGAAGGUCUGAGCUCCUGCGGCCCUCAUUCGCAAUGUGUCAACCUGCCCGGAAGCCAUCGCUGUCUGUGUGAAAGUGGAUUUGAAUUUGGAUUUGAUGGACGAACAUGUCAGGAUGUAGACGAGUGUCGCAACCAUCCGUGCCAUGACCAGGCCUUGUGCUCCAACGCUCCAGGAUCUUUCUAUUGCCAGUGUCAACCCGGAUUCCACGGUGAUGGCUUCCAGUGCUAUCCUCAGAACGGAGGUCGCCCCAAGACCCAGUGUGAGCACCACAGAGACAGUGUUCAGGGUGGAUCAGGUGGUGUUUCUUUGGUAGGAGCCUUCAUCCCUCAGUGCGAUGAUGAGGGUCAGUACAGACCACUGCAGUGUCACGGGUCCACAGGUCACUGCUGGUGUGUGGACACUACGGGUCAGGAGAGAGAGGGCACUCGAACUCCACCAGGAAGCCCACCGAGAAACUGUGAUGAGCCGGUUCAUCCUAUUCGUCCCAAGACCCAGUGUGAGCACCAUAGAGACAGUGUUCAGGGUGAAACAGGUGGUGUUCCUUUAAUAGGAGCCUUCAUCCCUCAGUGUGAUGAUGAGGGUCAGUACACACCGCUGCAGUGUCACGGGUCCACAGGUCACUGCUGGUGCGUGGACAGUACGGGUCAGGAGAGAGCGGGCACUCGCACUCCGCCUGGAAGCCCACAGAGAAACUGUGAUGAGCCGGUUCAUCCUAUUCGUCCCAAGACCCAGUGUGAACAUCACAGAGACAGUGUUAAAAGUGAAACAGAAGGUGUUCCUUUAGUAGGAGCCUUCAUCCCUCAGUGUGAUGAUGAGGGUCGGUACACACCGAUGCAGUGUCACGGGUCCACAGGUCACUGCUGGUGUGUGGACAGUACAGGUCAGGAGAGAGAGGGCACUCGCACUCCACCCGGAAGCCCACAGAGAAACUGUGAUGAGCCGGUUCAACCUAUUCGUCCCAAGACCCAGUGUGAGCACCAUAGAGACAGUGUUCAGGGUGGAACAGGUGGUGUUCCAGGAGCCUUCAUCCCUCAGUGUGAUGAUGAGGGUCAGUACACACCGCUGCAGUGUCACGGGUCCACAGGUCACUGUUGGUGUGUGGACACUACGGGUCAGGAGAGAGCGGGCACUCGCACUCCGCCUGGAAGUCCACGGAGAAACUGUGAUGAGCCGGUUCAUCCUAUUCGUCCCAAGACCCAGUGUGAGCACCAUAGAGACAGUGUUCAGGGUGGAACAGGUGGUGUUCCAGGAGCCUUCAUCCCUCAGUGUGAUGAUGAGGGUCAGUACACACCGCUGCAGUGUCAUGGGUCCACAGGUCACUGCUGGUGUGUGGACACUACAGGUCAGGAGAGAGUGGGCACUCGCACUCCGCCCGGAAGCCCACGGAAAAACUGUGAUGAGCCGGUUCAUCCUAUUCGUCCCAAGACCCAGUGUGAGCACCAUAGAGACAGUGUUCAGGGUGGAAGAGAUGGUCUUCCUUUAGUAGGAGCCUUCAUCCCUCAGUGUGAUGAUGAGGGUCAGUACACACCGAUGCAGUGUCACGGGUCCACAGGUCACUGCUGGUGUGUGGACAGUACGGGUCAGGAGAGAGCGGGCACUCGCACUCCACCCGGAAGCCCACAGAGAAACUGUGAUGAGCCGGUUCAUCCUAUUCGUCCUAAGACCCAGUGUGAGCACCAUAGAGACAGUGUUCAGGGUGGAACAGGUGGUGUUCCAGGAGCCUUCGUCCCUCAGUGUGAUGAUGAGGGUCAGUACAGACCGCUGCAGUGUCAUGGGUCCACAGGUCACUGCUGGUGUGUGGACACUACUGGUCAGGAGAGAGAGGGCACUCGCACUCCGGCCGGAAGCCCACCGAGAAACUGUGAUGAGCCGGUUCAUCCAAUUCGUCCCAAGACCCAGUGUGAGCACCACAGAGACAGUGUUCAGGGUGAAACAGGUGGUGUGCCUUUAAUAGGAGCCUUUGUCCCUCAGUGUGAUGAUGAGGGUCAGUACACACCGAUGCAGUGUCACGGGUCCACAGGUCACUGCUGGUGUGUGGACACUACGGGUCAGGAGAGAGCGGGCACUCGCACUCCGCCUGGAAGUCCACGGAGAAACUGUGAUGAGCCGGUUCAUCCUAUUCGUCCCAAGACCCAGUGUGAACAUCAUAGAGACAGUGUUCAGGGUGGAACAGAUGGUCUUCCUUUAGUAGGAGCCUUCAUCCCUCAGUGUGAUGAUGAGGGUCAGUACACACCGAUGCAGUGUCACGGGUCCACAGGUCACUGCUGGUGUGUGGACAGUACGGGUCAGGAGAGAGCGGGCACUCGCACUCCGCCCGGAAGUGCACGGAGAAACUGUGAUGAGCCGGUAAUUGUGCCACCCACCCAGCGUCCAGAGACGGUCUGCGAGCGUUGGAGAGCCAGUCUAUUGGAGCACUACGGAGGUCAACCUGAUUCUCAACGCUAUCUGCCACAGUGUGACUCUGCUGGUGAGUUCAACCCACUGCAGUGCUACGGAGACAGCACCUACUGCUGGUGUGUGGACCGAGACGGACGUGAGGUACCUGGAACCCGCUCACACGAUGCCGUGAAACCUGCCUGUAUACCUACAGUGGCCCCUCCCACUGUGCACCCUUUGCCACGCCCAGAUGUGACCCCGCCCCCAACAGGCACAUCCCUCCUCUAUGCACAGGGUCAGCAGAUCGGAGUUUUGCCUCUUAAUGGCACACAGAUGGACAAGCAGAGGUCUUCAGUGUUGCUUGCUCUACAUGGCUCUAUAGUGGUCGGCAUCGAUUACGACUGCAGGGAGAGAAAAGUGUAUUGGACAGAUCUGGCAGGGAGGACCAUCAAUCGGGCUGGUCUGGAGUCAGGAUCAGAACCUGAGAUUAUCAUCAACACAGGUCUGACGAGUCCAGAAGGACUUGCUGUAGAUGUUGCACGCAGGAAACUGUUUUGGGUGGACAGCACACCAGAUAAGAUCGAAACAUCAAAUCUAGAUGGAAGUGAUAGACGAGUUUUAUUUGACACCGAUUUGGUCAACCCUAGAGCCAUCAUCGUAGACUCUCCUACAGGAACCCUCUACUGGACCGACUGGAAUAGAGAAUCUCCUAAAAUCGAAAGUUCCACUGUGGAUGGGCACAACCGACGAGUUCUGGUGCGGGAUGGCAUCGGAUUGCCCAACGCUUUGAUUUAUGACACCACCACACGACAGGUCUGCUGGGCCGAUGCAGGAACCAAGCGGCUAGAAUGUAUAUCACCGAAUGGGACUGGCAGACGUGUGAUACACAGUAAUCUAAACUACCCAUUCAGCAUGGUGUCCUUUGCCAAUCACUACUAUUACACAGACUGGAGGAGGGAUGGAGUUAUUAGUCUUGGACGUGACAGUCAGUUUACAGAUGAGUUCCUACCUGAUCAGAGAUCUCAUCUGUAUGGAAUUACAGUUGCUCCUCCGCACUGUUUAUAAGGGAGAUGCUAAUGAAAGAGCCAAUAUUACAUGGUGCUAUUUUAGGCAAGUCAUGAAGUGCUUGCGGGCUGUGGGAAUCUCAGCGGAGAUGAAAGAAGAGAAUCCCAAGUUUCAUCAAAUGUGCAAAUUUACAAACGUGAACAUGAAUAUUUUUUUUUUCAAAAUAGUUUUGUAAAUUUGUUUUAUACCUCAUUUCUUUCUACUGUACUUUUGUAUGUGACUUUUUGUUAAAAAAAAUAAUAAAACCAAAAACAUAA
Molecule: messenger RNA, 6154 nt
Organism: Misgurnus anguillicaudatus (oriental weatherfish)
Lineage: Eukaryota; Metazoa; Chordata; Actinopteri; Cypriniformes; Cobitidae
Source: RefSeq, a predicted model, not a curated record